Chrysochloris asiatica (Cape golden mole) is the source of this 3675-nucleotide messenger RNA. RefSeq names its product centrosome and spindle pole associated protein 1 (gene CSPP1). The transcript is spliced from 30 exons. NCBI's taxonomy places the organism in Eukaryota, Metazoa, Chordata, Mammalia, Afrosoricida, Chrysochloridae. Bases 1 to 3675 code for a protein of 1224 amino acids. Gene Ontology annotation, biological process: positive regulation of cytokinesis. The record is from RefSeq and is a predicted model, not a curated record. Gene Ontology annotation, cellular component: centrosome; microtubule; spindle pole.
AUGGCUGAUAAUUUGGAUGAAUUUAUCAAAGAACGAAAAGCCAAACUGGCCAAAGACAAAGCAGAGCUGGAAAGUGAUCCACCUUACAUGGAAAUGAAGGGAGAAGCAUCAGAGAAGCUUCCUGAAAAUAGUAAAAUAUUCAUCUCCAUGGCAAAGGAAAACAUAGCACCAGACUUUCAACAGACCAGGGACUCCUUAGGAAUUGAUUAUGGAUUAAGCUUGCCACUUGGGGAAGACUAUGAACGGAAGAAACAUAAACUAAAAGAAGAGUUGCGCCAAGAUUAUAGGCGCUAUCUUACUGAGGGUAUCACACAAGCAAAAAGAAAGAAAGAUUUUCUAUCUCUGGAUGAAACUGAUCCAUCUACUCUGGGAGUUUCUCUUCCUAUUGAUGAGAGGUUAUCAGCCAAGGAAAGAUUGAAACUUGAACGUAAUAAAGAAUACAAUCAGUUUCUCAGGGAUAAGGAAGAAUCCAAUGAAAAAUUCAGACAGGUAGAAAAGAGUACUGAGCCUAAGAGUGAAAGAAAUACAAAAUGUAUCUGUCAAGUUAAGCCUGAUAUACCUUCACAAAUACAAACAUCCUGCAAAAAUUCAGAAGGUCCUAGGAGAGAUGUCUUAACUCCUUCAGAGGCAUAUGAAGAGCUUCUAAACCAAAGGCGGCUGGAGGAGGACCGGUAUCGACAACUCUAUGAUGAAAUUGAAUUAAGGAAUAGAAGAAUUAUUAAAAAAACUAAUGACGAAGUGGGCAGUUCCAAUAGAAAACAUCAGAGAUUUGCCAACAAGUCUGAGAUUCCAGAUAGACGAUUGCACAAGUUUAAUGAAGAUCAUGUUUUUGAUAGACCGUAUUACAGACCAGACCAUGAUCCCGAAGUAAGUGAAGAAAUGGACGAGAGGUUUAGAUAUGAAAGUGAUUUUGAUAGAAGACCAUUGAGAGUAUAUACAAAUGACAGGCUACAUGGGAACAGACGAGGGAAUGUGCCUUCUAUGGAGUAUGAUGGUGAUUUCACAGAACGAUCAAACAUACGAAUUUCAUCUGCUGGAAAUAACAGUGCUCGAGACAAUGUUAUUAAUGAACGAUCCAAAUCUGCUAAUGCUCACGAUAUCUGUAGCCCGUUUGCAGGGAUGGUCUUUGGUGGUGAGAACAGAGAACUUGUUCAGAGGAGGAAGGAGAAAUAUAGACUAGAACUGUUGGAACAAAUGGCCGAGCAUCAGAGGAACAAGAGACGAGAAAAAGAUAUGGAACUUAGUGUUGCAGCUUCUGGCGCACAAGACCCUGAGAAAUCGCCUGAUAGACUAAAGCAGCUUAGUAUGACACCAAGACCCACUGAAGAAACUAUACCGCCCGAAAGACCCAGAAUAGCUUUCCAGACACCUCUCCCUCCUUUGUGUACCUCAUCUGUCCCACCCAUUUCAUCAGAUCACCUAGUCCCAUCUCAAAUCGAAGAUCUGCAUGAUGGACUCAGCAGCACCCUUGGGGAAAUGGUGCCUCCCAGGAUUGUACCUCUGCCUCCACCUCCUCUGCUGCCACCUUUGACUACUAACUACCGAACUCCUUAUGAUGAUGCGUAUUAUUUUUAUGGAGCCAGGAAUCCGUUGGAUCCCAGUCUUGCUUAUUAUGGUCCAGGAAUGAUGGGAGUUCAGCCUGCUGCCCACGUCAGCAUUCCAACUGUCACCUACCAGCCAGCUCAGCCUAGCGUGAAUAUGGUUGGACAGAAGGAACUGAAAAGUACAAGUGGCCAAGCAGUAAACUCGGGAUUAUUUUUUGAAGACAAACCAAAGCCUUCAAAACAAUCACUGCAAUCUUACCAAGAAGCUUUGCAGCAACAGAUUCGGGAAAGAGAACAAAGAAGGAAGAAAGAACGUGAGGAAAAAGAAGAAUACGAAGCUAAGUUAGAAGCUGAAAUGAGAAAUUACAACCCCUGGGGGAAAGGUGGAGGCGGUGCUCCUCUCAGGGAUGCAAAGGGAAAUUUGAUAACUGAUUUGAAUAAGAUGCACAGACAAAAUAUAGAUGCCUACCAUAACCCAGAUGCAAGAACCCAUGAAGAUAAAAGGGCUGUUGUGUCUCUAGAGCAAAAUUUAGCCACUACAAAUGAUGAGAACCUAGAAGAUUCUGCAAAUAAAAACUCAGGUUAUAUGCAAACUCACAGCUCUCCUUUUGCUCGGGGGAACAUAUUUGGUGAGCCUCUAACUGAACUUCAGAUUAAACAGCAAGAAUUGUACAAGAAUUUUCUUCGUUUUCAGAUUGAAGAAAAGAAACAAAGAGAGGAAGCAGAGCGCGAGAGACUGAGAAUUGCAGAAGAAAAAGAAGAAAAACGGCUUGCAGAACAGAGGGCACGAAUUCAGCAAGAGUAUGAAGAGGAACAGGAAAGAAAAAGAGAGAAAGAGGAGGAGCAAAGGCUGAAAAAUGAAGAGCUAAUUCGGUUAGCAGAAGAAAGACGAAAAGAAGCAGAAAGAAAAAGGAAAGAAGAAGAAGAAAAACAUAACCAGCAACUUCAGCACUACUAUGAAAGGGAAAAUAUGAUUGGAGAAGAAACGAAGCACUUGAGACAGCCUUCUCCUGUAGUUCCUGCUCUUCAGAACAAAAUCGCAAGCAAACUGCAAAGACCUUCUUCAGUUGACAGCAUCAUAAAUUCAUUUAUUCAUGAAAGUUCCAUGUCCAGAGCACAGUCUCCACCGGUACCUGCCAGGAAAAACCAGCUCCGUGCAGAAGAGGAGAAAAAAAAUGUAAUUAUGGAGUUAUCAGAAAUGAGAAAACAGCUUCGUAGUGAGGAGAGGCGCCUUCAAGGGCGGUUGCUUCACAUGGACAGUGAUGAUGACAUUCAUAUAAGGAAAAGAGAGAGGAAUCCCAUGGAUAUAUUUGACAUGGCCAGACAUCGGCUGCAAGCUCCUGUCAGACGACCAUCUCCUAAGGGUGUGGACUCGACCACUUUUCAGAAUAUUCAUGACUUUAAUGAGCUGAAAGAUAAAGAUUCAGAAACACGAGUUGAUCUGAGACUUAUGUAUCCGGAUCCUCCAAGAGAUCAUCAGACCCUGGAGAUUCAGCAGCAAGCCCUGCUAAGAGACCAGCAGAGGAGGUUGAAUAGGUUAAGAAUGCAAGAAGUUACCGAAGGUGACUUGGAUGCUCUUCCUAACAUUAAAGUACGAGACCACAGGAUGCUCAGAGAUGACCCUCCAGAUUUUUUGAAAAAUUCAUUACUGGAAUCAGACAGUGCUUUUAUUGGUGCUUAUGGAGAGACGUAUCCUGCCAUUGAAGAUGAUGAUGGUCUACCUCUGCCGUCUCAGUUGCCCUCUGCAAGGGAGCGCAGAAGGAACAAGUUAAAAGGACCGAACUUAGAUCAUCCUAAUGUACCGCCAGAUGGUCUCUCUUUACAAUCAGUAUCCAGUGUAAAUGUUGAUGAGCUUAGAAUGAGAAAUGAGGAACGAAUGCGAAGAUUAAAUGAACUUCAGAGUAAACCUAUUAAUACAGAUGAUGAGAGCUCACUGGUCGACCCCGAUGAUAUCAUGAAGCAAGUGGGUGAUGAUGGAACAAACUCUAUAGCAACAGAGCCUUGGCUCCGCCCUGGCACCUCAGAAACACUGAAACGAUUCAUGGUGGAGCAGCUGAGUCAAGAGCAGCAGCAGGUUACUGGAAAACAAGGCACUUUUCCUUGGCAGGGCCUGUCUACUGCACAUGGUUAA